CUGGAAGAGGGAAGACGUGUAGUUCUCGCGUUUGCCACUGCUGGCGUUAACAUCAGUGGUUCUACACCGCUGUAUAGAACGUGUUAAGUCGCGAGUGAUGACGAUUAUUGUGUAAUUCUUCUUGUUCCGUUUGUUAUUUUGUGUUUAUUAUCGUGUUAUAGGCUGGUAAUUUCAUUUGUCAAGUUUAAAUAUUUAUUAAAUCAUUUCCAUUAAUAUUUUUUCAUAAUAAAAAACACCAUGGACUUUCAAAGCGCUAUGGAAACAUUCGCUGAAGCAUGGGUUGCUGCCAACACUAAAGGAGGAAGUUUAAGUGAAGUUGGAUGUUCGCAGACUCAAGCCAUGGCACUCACAAACAGGGGUUGCAGGACACCACCUGCUUCAACCCCGCCACCCCCUCAAGCACAUCGGGCACCAGAACCGCCGCCCCCACCCGUCAGGACGCCGCCGCCAACGCCUCCCCAGCAAGAGGCAGCUCUACACCCCUCCCCCAAAGAAAGCUACGAACUCUCGAAAUCAAACAGUGGCAAGUCUCUCCCAGUGCAUUGCGUCGUGGAGGCCGUGUCUGCACUGGAAGACUCGCGACUAAUGUGGAGACGGAAGCCAGUCGUCGAGACGGACAGCUACGUCAUCAUACCCGUCAACACGGCGUUCCAGGACCUCGUGCAGGUCGCGUUGCAUAGACUGGGAUACCCCAGGGACAGUGCUUCGGCGGCGAAAGGUUCAGUUGUGAUCAAAAACUGGAAGCCACUGAGUUUCGAAAAGAUAGCGGAGGGCCCGACCGUUACUGUGGGAGAUAUCUUGGGAGAGCUGACGACUGUAGCAACACUCCGGAUACAGCUCUAUAGGGCGCGGCCAAGCAUCCUGUCUGAUAUUAAGGACAAAUUACUACGCCUCCUCCUUGCGCAGUCCCAUGGCCUCCUGUUGUCCUCAGGUUGUCCCCUGGACGAGAUUACACUGUCGCAUUUAUGUCGGAGUCCUCACUCCGCUCCAGGCAACCAUGUUCCGGAACCAAGCGAAGAAUGCCGACGGAAGUUUGAACAGUGGUGGACCCUGCAACUGACCCAGCAGCAACACCAACACCACGGCACCCAGCACCAUUCGACGCCCCGACCACAGUCCGGCCCCCAGUACAGCCCUGGGGGCAGUAGUCACCACAUCUCAACCCCUAACAAAUUACUGGAUAGGCCACCCUCGCUGCCCGAAAGCGUCCAUCCAGCACUGCAGACUGUUCAGAGUCAGUAUCCCACACAGAAGACUCGAAUGAGGACGAGUUUCGACCCAGAACUAGAACUGCCCAAACUACAAAGGUGGUUCGCGGAGAAUCAGCACCCAAGUCGUCAACAGAUCCAGCAGUAUGUGAAGGAACUAAACGGACUGGAAUCUAGGAGGGGCAGAAAACCCCUGGACAUCAACAAUGUCGUCUACUGGUUCAAGAACGCACGUGCAGCGCAGAAACGCGCGGAGUUGCGCAGUGUGGGCCCAGGCCUGCCUUGCCACAUUUCCCUCAACGGAUAUAACAGCAGUAGCCACAGUCCAACCCACGCGGGAAGCUUAAUGUUGGGGCAGGAGGGACUUCUGCCCCCGGGUAUCAAGAGCCCCAGUACGCCUCUGAACAGCCCCACGCGGGGCCAACUCUUUCUAUCAGACCAUCAAUCAGAAAACUCAAACGACCCGGCAGUGACCAGUGAUCAAGAAGACGAAGACGAUAAUCUACGACUUGACCCAAGAAUUGAUAUUACCGAGCAUCGAGGCGACCCACGAGAUGACCUCAGGGCGGCAGAGGACAGGGAGCCAGACAGCCCCACUGCGCCCCUGUCUCUCACAACGAAUGAUAAGGGUAGCACUGGGACGUCACCCAAACCCAGCAACUUACCAGAGAUGGGUGGGAUUAAGCAGGAACCACCAGACGAAAUUACAUCAUCUCUGUCCAGUAACAACAACAAUAAUAAUAACAAUAAUAGGAAUAAUAAGGAUUGUGAAGAGAUAUCCGAUGUGGAUGAAGAUGAAGAUGAUGAAGACCCAGAUGAUUUAGAGGAAAGGAGGAAUAAGGAGGAGAUUGACCACGAUGAAGAAGAGAUAGGUACAAUGCAUCCAGCUAGGAUUGGAGAUCUAAGCCGUCAACAGGAGAGGCUACAUUCCUUUCGUAGCCCUAGCCCUUCGGACAUGAUCGUGGCAGCUCGGGGUCCACCCAGUGGGGGCCCCCCAAACCUAGACCGCCUAGCAGCAGCAGGCUUUCCUCUGGUGCCCAAUUCAAUGUUCUCUCAUAGCAUCAUGUACAUGAGUCACUACAUACCUAGCUUAGCCCACCAGCACCACGGACAUCAUGGCCUCGGACCAGCUACGCCACCCUCAUCCUCCGGCGGUCUCAAUCUGUCUGCCCUAGCAGCUUCAGCAGAUGAAAGAAGGAAACGAAAUAGAACAUUUAUAGAUCCAGUAACAGAAGUGCCAAGACUAGAACAGUGGUUUUCUCUCAAUACACACCCCUCACAUAACCUGAUUCUCAAGUACACGGAGGAACUGAACCGAAUGCCGUAUCGACAAAAAUUUCCAAGAUUAGAACCAAAGAACGUGCAAUUCUGGUUUAAGAAUCGAAGAGCUAAGUGCAAACGACUGAAGAUGUCGCUGUUUGAGACGCCGCAAUCGGCAGCUGUAUUAAAUCAUCAUCAACUGCCAUAUCAUCAGUCACCAGGUAGUGAUCCUUUGCAUAAUAGAGAUUAAUUAUUGUUUUAAGACGAUGAGAAUGUAAUUUACAAAGACUUUGAUGAUAUGACCCUUCCCCUUCCUUCUUCGUUUUGUUCGUGCAUAUCCAUUUUUUGGAAGGUUUGUGCUUCUGGGUUGGAUUUAUUUUAAGUUUGAAAGAAAUCAGUGAACAAAAGCUGUUCUUUCGUCUCUCAAUAAUUAUAAUUCUUUGUGGCUUUACAACGACAGAAGUUGUAGCCAUCAAGGAGACUUUAAAAUUUAAAUGAGCUAACUCGAUGAAAGAACAAAAUAGUGGUAAAUAAUCUUUUAAAUGGUACCUCAAUUUCCAUAAAAAAAAUCAUUAGUUCAUGAAGUGUCAUUUUUGGUUGUUCUGAAAAUCUUGACUUAGCCAGGGGUGUCAGAAGUAUGUGACACAAGAGGGAUAUUUGGCCCAUUUAAAUACAUCGCUCCGUUUCUUAGUGUUUACAUCUUCAGAUUUAACCUGUUUAUUGCCAAUUAUUGUGCAACAGGCUGUAACAAAUUGUAAGGCUGAUUCAUAAAUAUUAAAUAACACUUAGCAAAUAUAUGUCUGCCAAGAAGAUAAAAUGGAGAAAUUACUGAAAAUGAAAAAAAAAUUGCAUAUUUUAAUAGACUUACAGAAAUUAUGCAACGUAGGAAACCAGCCAGAUCAAACUCUUUCAAACCUAGUAAAAUCUUUCUGAAGGUUAACUGCUAUAAAAGGAUCAGAAAUUAUUAAAAAUAACAUAUUUUGCAUGGUUUUGCUAUCUUGCAAUAAUAAAAAACAGGAAAAAAAACACCUCUAAUCAUCAGUCAGAUCAUCAUAUCAUGACCUGAUAUAACCUGUGAUUUCAGCUUUGUUGGUUAACUGGCAACCAAAGGAUUUUGCUCUUUGAAAAUCUUCAUAUCUAAUUGAAGAUAAAAUAUAAGUCGUUUGGUCGUGCUUCUGGACUAUUUCUUGUAGAACAGCAGUAAGGAGUGUUUAUACUGGACAUGUUGUGUGUUGACAGAUUUAUUCAUUAAGAUUUCAUUAAUUUUUGGGAUUUGUUUUGUUGAUAGUCUAUUAUUGUUCAAAAGAUUCGUUGUGUUUUCUUUUAGGUAAGAAGCAACAUUUGUAAGUAAUAUUGUGAUUAAUUUUAUCAUGUAAUUGAGUAAAUGAGGUGGGAGAGCUCAGGUGAUUGGCUACGGAUUGGAUAGACUGAGUUCUGUUCCCAGCAGAGGGUGACGGAGAACGUAAGCUCCUCUAAAAUGUCAGUCAGUACCUACCAUUUUGUAUGAUUCAACAUUUCAGAAGACAGACUUCUUUAGUUUUCAUCUGUUUAUCCUGAAGCUAGUGAGAAUUUAAGACAUAUUAUGUUUUGUAAGAUUUGA
Messenger RNA from Zootermopsis nevadensis, 4068 nucleotides. It is a transcript of the gene dve, whose product is annotated as SATB1_N and homeodomain domain-containing protein dve. Gene Ontology annotation, biological process: chromatin remodeling; regulation of transcription by RNA polymerase II. Gene Ontology annotation, molecular function: RNA polymerase II cis-regulatory region sequence-specific DNA binding; DNA-binding transcription factor activity, RNA polymerase II-specific. The record is from RefSeq and is a predicted model, not a curated record. Lineage: Eukaryota; Metazoa; Arthropoda; Insecta; Blattodea; Termopsidae.